UUCGGAUUAGAUUUCGUUGUCAGACUGGUAUUUAAAUAUGCUGCAGUAACGAAGCCGGGGAAGCCAGUGGCCGCUCAAGAUUCUACGCAGCAGUAGGAAUAUACGCUUUAUUAUACCUGUAUUAUUGUUUUCUUCAUUUGGUUCGAAAAAGGUAUAUUAUAUAGAACAGUAUUUUGAAGAUUCAACCGCGUCAGAAUUCAAAUGUAAGACGACAUCACAAUUUGCCAGCUGGAUCAUUUUUGGGAUUCCUCUACAGUUUGAAUGAAAAUCGUGCUUUAUAGCUGUGAUAUGUAAAUGUGCAUGUGAAAAUGACUUAGGAUCACUAGUAUGUGUUUAGUCUAGUCAAUUUUCUGGCUUAUAGUGGUCUGUUCAUCUUUGUCUCGUGUUUGGCCUGUAAAGACUUGGGGAACGCUUUCCAUUCAAGGAUAUGUCUGCAUAAUAUUUGAUUGAAAGAAAAAACAAACCAUCUACUAUACCAAUAACAAAGAGAUCCUCCGAAUUAUUUGAAUAGAAAAAGCACCAAUAGAGGUCCCUAUAGAGUAUAAGGUUGUCCAUUAUCGAAUUGCAUCAUGUUCAGCUGGUUGGGUACCGAUGACAGGAGGAAGAAGGAUCCUGAGGUCUUUCAGACAGUCAGCGAUGGCCUCAAGAAGCUCUACAAAACCAAGCUGUUACCCUUGGAGGAACACUACAAAUUCCACGAGUUCCACUCGCCCGCCUUAGAGGAUGCCGACUUUGACAACAAGCCCAUGGUUCUCCUGGUGGGGCAGUAUUCCACUGGAAAGACCAGCUUCAUACGAUACCUGUUGGAGCAGGAUUUCCCUGGAAUGCGGAUUGGGCCGGAGCCCACAACAGACUCCUUCAUUGCAGUGAUGCAUGGAGACACGGAGGGGGUGAUCCCUGGCAACGCCCUAGUUGUCGACCCCAAGAAACCCUUCAGGAAGCUCAACUCCUUCGGAAACGCCUUUCUCAACAGGUUUGUGUGUGCCCAGCUUCCCAACCCUGUUCUCGAGAGCAUCAGUGUGAUAGAUACUCCUGGUAUCCUGUCUGGAGAGAAGCAGAGGAUCAGCAGAGCUGCGAAUGAACAUGGACCCGGCUAUAGCGAGUAUCGUAAAUGCGCAUAUGGAGGCUACGACUUCGCAGCCGUUUUAGAGUGGUUCGCCGAACGCGUGGACCGCAUCAUCCUCCUGUUCGACGCCCACAAGCUAGACAUCUCAGACGAGUUCUCGGAGGUCAUCAAGGCCCUGAAGAACCACGAAGACAAGAUCCGGGUGGUUCUAAACAAGGCUGACCAGAUCGAGACGCAGCAGCUGAUGAGGGUUUAUGGCGCCCUCAUGUGGUCGCUGGGGAAGAUCGUCAACACGCCUGAGGUCAUCCGUGUCUAUAUCGGGUCGUUCUGGUCACACCCAUUGCUCAUCCCUGACAACCGUAAACUGUUUGAGGCGGAGGAGCAGGACCUGUUCAAGGACAUCCAGUCACUGCCCCGCAAUGCUGCCCUCAGGAAGCUCAACGACCUCAUCAAGAGGGCACGGCUCGCCAAGGUCCAUGCCUACAUCAUCAGCUCUCUGAAGAAGGAGAUGCCAAGUGUGUUUGGAAAGGAGGGCAAGAAGAAGGAGCUGAUCAACAGCCUGGGAGAGAUCUACAGCCGCAUUGAGAGAGAACACCAGAUCUCCCCCGGAGACUUCCCCAACCUCAAGAAGAUGCAGGAGCAACUGAACGCCCAUGACCUGAACAAGUUCCAGCCCCUGAAGAUGAAACUGCUGGACACAGUGGAUGACAUGCUGGCCCACGACAUCGCCAGCCUCAUGGUGCUGGUCAGGCAGGAGGAGACCAACCGACCCCAGCAGGGGGUGAAGGGAGGGGCCUUUGACGGUACCCUCAACGGGCCCUUUGGCCAUGGCUACGGCGAGGGUGCUGGCGAGGGCAUCGAUGAGGCAGAGUGGGUGGUGGCCCGCGACAAGCCAAUGUACGACGAGAUCUUCUACACGCUGUCGCCGGUCAAUGGGAAAGUGACGGGUGCCAACGCCAAGAAGGAGAUGGUGAAGUCCAAGCUGCCCAACACUGUGCUAGGGAAGAUUUGGAAGCUGGCUGACAUCGAUAAGGAUGGGAUGCUGGAUGAUGAGGAGUUUGCCCUGGCCAAUCACCUGAUUAAAGUCAAACUGGAGGGGCACGAGUUGCCCGCCGACCUCCCCGGUCACCUCAUCCCCCCCUCCAAGAGGAAAAUCCCUGCUGAGUAGAUCCCCCCCCUGCAUCCUCACUUCCCCAGGGCACUGAAGAAGAAAGGGAGUUGGUAGGAGGAAGGGCAGUGAAGGAUCUUUGGGGGUUGCGGGGGUAAAUUCAUCAAGGUUGGACAACCACGCUUCAACAUGAAACAAAGAAAAGUCUAAACUUUGUGGUCAUGCUUAGAGAGAGCAAAAAGAUUGAAAGUGUUGGCUUGCUCUUCUGACCUAUGUAUGAUUUGUUUUGUUUCUUUUUUUAAUUAAACUGGGUUGAAGGGGGUAAAGGUCAUGGUUCAGAGUUGGGGGAACUGAUAUUGGACUCUUACUGACUGCACCACCUGCAUGCCAUAUUAUUAAACACCCCCACUUAGAGUGUGCUAUCUGUGACAAUAACCUGCAUUAUCAUUGGAUACAUGAACCCUGUCUGUUUCUCAAGCAUAAAUGAUUUGUAUUUUAUUUGAGCCUGAAUUUGAACCAACGUCAUAUCUCCCUUGACAUAAAAUAGGCAUGUUUCAAAAAGGAUCAACUAAAUCUUAAUAAUCCUGCUACUUAUCACCUUAAAAUACAAUAACGGCUAAAAUGCAGUGAUAUGAACCCUUUUUUUAUAAAUAGGCAUAUUUAUAUUUUCUUCUUGUGUACAGGCAGCAUCCUAAAAAUGCAGGCCCUUUAUAGCCUGACCAAGAGACUGUUACAACUGUAUAGCUGUCAUGUCGUAAAUCUGAGUUGGUAGACCUUUAAAUGUAUAAUGCUUGAAAGUGCUUUCUAGUAACUAUUAUUUAGAAUACUUCACUGUUGAGGGAAAGAGACUUCAAUCUUUCCAUAGACAAGGAGGUGAACUGACAAUGGAGAUAAUGUUUCUGUCAUGUUCUGGCUUUUCCGAUGGGACGUAGAAUACAUACAAAUAUUCCUUAUGCGUAACUCAUUAAAAAGCAAAGGUUGUAAAUCAGCACUUUCAUUCAAUUAUCGUACUCAGAUCGCUUCCCUCGAUACUGUAGAUAGCACAAACAAAUUGUUAUAUUCUUCCUAUACUGUGACUUUCAAUGUUCAUCAUACAGUGUAUAUCUACCAUAGAGACUGUUCUAGGUUCUAUAUUUUAUGAUAUCCACUAGUGCUGUAGUUGAGACCACUUCUGGAUAUUAUCCACCAUAAAGAAUAUAUCAUAAUCCAAAUACCCUGUGUUUGUGUACAUGAUUGGUCAGAAACAGAAAGAUUGAAUAGGUCAAAUAUAUAUGGGUAUUGUAUGUAGAAAAGGGCCCCUAAUUGCGUGUUCAGGGAAAGUUUAAUUUCGUAGCUACAGUAAUACUGGCGGUUAUAACUGGGAUCAUGUUGGGGGAACACUUAUCUGAAAGGAGUUCUUAGGGGCAACUGAUAUGUUGAGAGAAUAUACAGCACACAGUAUGAAAGGGCUCUAUUCAAUCCGUAGCACUGAAGAUACGCUUUAUAGAGCGAUUGACAAUUAAAGACAAUGUUCCCGUGGUCGCGGAGACUGCAUUCACGGUAAACGCUGCGUAUGUCGACUCAAUCAGAAUGAGAGUUUCUCCCACUCUGUACACAAGGGGUAAGUUUCUUUCCCUGGCUGAUAUGACUGAUACUAUUUUCUCCUGCUGUCUGUCUGUUGCUGCUGACAGUACGCUAGGUAUCCUGUUGUCAUCAAUCUAUUGCUGCUGACAGUACGCUAGGUAUCCUGUUGUCAUCAAUCUAUUGCUGCUGACAGUACGCUAGGUAUCCUGUUGUCAGCAAUCUAUUGCUGCUGACAGUACGCUAGGUAUCCUGUUGUCAUCAAUCUGUUGCUGCUGACAGUAGGCUAGGUAUCCUGUUGUCAUCAAUCUAUUGCUGCUGACAGUACGCUAGGUAUCCUGUUGUCAUCAAUCUAUUGCUGCUGACAGUACGCUAGGUAUCCUGUUGUCAUCAAUCUAUUGCUGCUGACAGUACGCUAGGUAUCCUGUUGUCAUCAAUCUAUUGCUGCUGACAGUACGCUAGGUAUCCUGUUGUCAUCAAUCUAUUGCUGCUGACAGUACGCUAGGUAUCCUGUUGUCAUCAAUCUGUUGCUGCUGACAGUACGCUAGGUAUCCUGUUGUCAUCAAUCUAUUGCUGCUGACAGUACGCUAGGUAUCCUGUUGUCAUCAAUCUAUUGCUGCUGACAGUACGCUAGGUAUCCUGUUGUCAGCAAUUUGAGUAGAUGUUGCAAAUGAUACGGUAACCAAUAAAGGCGACCGAGCCAAGCAUUUCUCAUUCUGCUUCCUGCUUUUGUUUUGAUUAACUUCAGUAAGACUACUUGUAUUCCUGAGACCCUAACCCUUUCCAGAUGUCAGGGACCUAUGAAUCUACAUGGACACAAGUCAGAUGACUGUUUUCAUGCACGCCAAUUAAAGGGAUGUAUUUUCAGUCAGAUUGCAGCUUCUGAUUGUAUCGCACAUCACCUGUGCUCAACAGUUAUGCUUCACAUGUACACAACCCAUUCAAUGAUAACUACAUACACACACUGGAUGCCUGCUCUGUGUUCAUCAUCACAACGACUGUAAAUCCAUUGUACAGCCCCUUGUAAAUAAGAACACACAGUCUUCCCUGUCUGCUAGUGGAGAAUACUCAGACAGCUGUUGUGGUGGCACUCUCCGAUCGAUUGGCUAAUGUGGUGUAUCACAAGUGGAGGUGUUGGUGUUGUUUGUGCAGUCUGCUCUCUGAGCCAUGGAUAUAGAGAGUUAGAAGGGGUGUGUGCCACGGGCAAAUGGAAAGGGGUGUUCUGGGAUGUGGAUAUUUUCAUUCAGUUGUAUUAUUCAUGAUUAGCAAUGAGAGGUCUACUUGGUAAACCACAGUACCCUGCGUGUGUCUGUCUGUCUGUGCCAUUGUGCGUGUGUGAUUAACAGACUUGCAGAAAACCAGAAGCCAUGUUCUUGUGAAUGUUGUUCUAUGUAACUGUUCUCCAGUUGGUGGGAAGUUGGAUGGUAAAACAUUCCUCAUAUUAUGUUCUGCUUUGAAAACUAAAUAAAGCUCAUUCAUCUAUUA
Molecule: messenger RNA, 5219 nt
Organism: Salmo salar (Atlantic salmon)
Lineage: Eukaryota; Metazoa; Chordata; Actinopteri; Salmoniformes; Salmonidae
Product: EH domain-containing protein 3
Biological process (GO): endocytosis; endosomal transport
Cellular component (GO): cytoplasm; plasma membrane
Molecular function (GO): GTP binding; calcium ion binding; protein binding
Source: RefSeq, a predicted model, not a curated record